This is a messenger RNA of Mesocricetus auratus (golden hamster), 6695 nucleotides long. RefSeq names its product polyamine modulated factor 1 binding protein 1 (gene Pmfbp1). Gene Ontology annotation, biological process: spermatogenesis. NCBI's taxonomy places the organism in Eukaryota, Metazoa, Chordata, Mammalia, Rodentia, Cricetidae. Bases 127 to 3279 code for a protein of 1050 amino acids. The record is from RefSeq and is a predicted model, not a curated record. The transcript has 21 exons.
AUCACAACCAUUCUUUCUUCUUGGCUUAUAUUAGGGAUGGGGGAUGUAGCUUAUUACAAAGAAUGAAUAUUUGGUGGCUUCUCAUUCUUGGAACCAUUCUGCAGGUUUAUAACAAAGCUCACGAAAAUGCUAAAGCUUAAAGGAGAAUUUCGAACUGCCAAGGGACUGAAAGAUGAGGCCGGGGAGAGAGACAGAGAAGUGAACAACCUGAACACCAAGCUCUUGAGCCUGCAAAUCGACAUCAAGAAUCUCCAUGAUGUCUGCAAGAGACAGGGAAAGACCUUGCAAGAGAACCAGCUGUGUGUGGAGGAAGCCAUGAUGAGUAACAGCCACAGCAAGAAGCAAACCCAGACAUUGACAUUCAAGGAGACUCAGAUAAACUUUGGGCCCAAUAAGCAGUGUCAUCUGCUGCAACUCCAGCAACUGAAGAAGAAGCUGCUGACCCUGCAACAGGAGCUGGAGUUCCGCACACAGGAGCUGCAGAACUCCUAUUGCUCCCUCCUGCAGUACCAGUCAAUCCUGGAGAAGCAGACUUCCGACCUGGUUCUUCUUCACCAUCACUGCAAACUCAAGGAAGACGAGGUCAUUCUCUAUGAGGAGGAAAUGGGGAAUCGUAAUAAGAAAGCUGGAGAGAAGCUCCAUCUGGCUCAAGAGCAGCUUGCCUUGGCGGGGGACAAGAUUGUCUCCCUAGAAAGGAGCCUAAACCUCUACAGGGACAAGUACCAGACCUCCUUGAGCAACAUCGAGUUGCUGGAGUGCCAAGUGAAGAUGCUGGAGGGGGAACUCAGCGGUAUCAUCAACCAGGAGCCUGAAAACAAAGGCGACCACUCGAAGGUGCGUAUCAUCACUUCUCCGUGCAUGAUUCAAGAGCAUCAGGAGACCCUAAAGCGACUGUCUGAAGUGUGGCAAAAGGUUUCUGAGCAGGAUGACCUAAUCCAGGAGCUUCGGAACAAACUGGCCUGCAGCAAUGCUUUGGUUCUGGAACGUGAGGAGGCUUUGAUAAAAUUGCAAGCUGAAUUCGCUUCCUACACAGCCACCCACAGGCAUCCCCCUACCUCCUCAGAAGACUGCGAGGACAUCAAAAAGAUCCUGAAGCACCUGCAGGAGCAGAAAGACAGCCAGUGCCUGCACGUGGAGGAGUACCAGAACCUCGUGAAGGACCUACGCAUGGAGCUGGAAGCCGUGUCAGAGCAGAAGAAAAACAUCAUGAAGGACAUGAUGAAGCUGGAGCUGGACCUCCACGGGCUGCGUGAGGAAGCGUCAGCCCACGUUGAGAAGAAGGACAAGGAGACUGCAGCCUUGCAGCAACGGCUGGAGGAUCUGCAGCAGCAGUGCUCAGAGGCGCAGAAUCUGACUCUAAAGAAAGACAAGCUGCUCCAAGACAAGGACGAGAGGCUGCACGAGCUGGAGAAGAAGCUGGCACAGGUACAGAACACCCUCAUGGAGAAAGAGCUGGAGCUGGAGAAGUUGCAGCGGUUGACGAAAGACCUCGAGGCGAGUCUCCAGGAGGCGAGGCUCCAGGACACAUACAAAGCGGAAUGUGAGGCCCUGCGGGUCGAGGUCCAGAAACUGAAGGAAACUCUUGAGGAGACCAAAGAGCAGCUAAAGCUGUCAGAUCAGAAUCUAACCCAUUGUAAGGGGGAAGCGCAGCAGGCCGGAAGCAACCUAGAGGAUGCUCAUCGGAAGAUCGAGAACUGCCUUCUCCAGGACAAGCAGAAGGCAGAUGUCAUCAAAGAUCUCCAGGCGCAGCUGCAGAAGCUGCAGAUGGAGUCUAUGGCAACCGAAGAGGAGCGAGCGAGCAAUAGGAAACGGUUAAAUGAGCUCACCUCAGAACUCAACGAGGGCCAGAGGAGGCUUGCAAAUUCUGACAAGGAGAAGUUGCUGCUCCAAAAGACACUAAAUGAUGAUGAAAGGAGAAUAAAUGACUUGCUUGAUAGUGCCAAAUCUUCUGAGCAAAAGCAAAGGGAGCUAACAAACACCAAAAACAAGCUGGAAGAGGAGCUUCAGGAGAUAAAAGGGAUGCUGGCGGAGAAACGGGAGCAACUGAAAAGGAGCAAGGAACAGGAAAAGGCCCUGGAGGGAGAAAUCGAGGCUUUGCGACAGGAAGCAAAAAAGAAAGAGAAGAUGGCAAAAGAGCAUUUGAGGAAGCUGGAGGAGGAGAAGGAGAAUCUCCAGACAGAACUGAAUGCCUGUUCUUCACACCUGGAAUCCUCCAUCAACAAAUACAACAACUCCCAGAAAGUCAUCCAAGAGCUCAACAUAGAGAUAGCCCGCCAGAAAGACUCCAUCAUGGUCCUGCAGACACAGCUGGACUCGGCCAUUCAGAAAGAAAAGAACUGUCUCCAGAACAUGGUCAGUAAAGAAACCUACGAAGAAGUCUUGCGCAAGUCCGGCAUCUGCCAAGAUGACCUGACGCAAGCCCUGGAAAAGGUGAGGCCACGCCUACUCUCCACCAAAAGAGUAUUCAGAGGAAAUCAGGGACGAGGAGUGGACAGGAGCCAAUUCCUUCUCACUCAUGCAACCUCCGAGACAAAGAGCCUGCAGCGCAACUUGCAACAGACCCAAGAGAGGAAAGCUCAGCUGGAAGAUGAAAUCAUAGCUUAUGAGGAAAGGAUGAAAAAGCUCAAUGUGGAAUUAAAAAAACUACAGGGUUUCCACCAGCAGAGUGAGCUAGAGGUGCACACCUUUGACAAGAAACUGGAAGAGAUGAGCAACCAGGUGCUGCAAUGGCAGAAGCAGCACCAGAGUGACCUCAAGAUGCUGGCAGCUAAAGAGACGCAGCUCCGGGAAUUCCAGGAGGAAAUGGCUACCCUGAAAGAGAGCCUCCUUGCGGAUGAGAAGGAGCCAAGCUGCCUGCCCCCAAGGUCAACAACCAAAGACAUCUGUAGGCUCCACCGGGACAGCGAUCAGAUUAUGUGCAACGUGGAACAAUGGGCAAAGGAGCAGAAGAUUGCCAAUGAGAAACUGGGAAACAAGCUGCGAGAACAGGUCAAAUACAUCGCCAAGCUGACCGGAGAAAAGGACCAACUCCACAACGUAAUGGUCCAUCUGCAGCAGGAAAACAAGAAGCUGAAGAAUGAGAUAGAGGAGAAGAAGUCAAAGGCCGGAAACACGAGGAUCUGCACCAAAGCUCUAGGCCCGGGCAAACCGGAACCCUCCCAAAAGGGGAAAGUAUGCAGCCCACUGGGCUGGAGAGGAGUAUCCAAGGACCUAACACCAAAAAUGGACAUCACCAAGUACAUCGGGGUGCCCCACUGCUCGGGCUCCUCAUAUUGCUAGAAUCGGCUCCUCGUCCUAUGCACCGUCCCUACACACUUUCAGAGGACAGCGAGUUCCCACCUCUCCUUGACCAGAAUCAACUCCGACAGUCACUCAUCAAGGCCCCUGUCUGGGUUACAAGAUGUUAUUGCUUUAUUGAAUUUGUCUACUUCCUGAAGUGGAGUGAGCUGUGGUACCCCACUCCCACCUCCAGGCCCAGACUCUGAGAUAAAGAUACAAACGACACAGCUUCUAUGAACUCCUGGUUUCUCUGCACCGCCCACCCCCAGCAACCACUCAUCCCUGUGUUCUCCAGAUGCCAAAAUGUUCUCAUCUCUUUACUUCGGUAGGAAAAAGUGUUCACAAAGCAAGCCUCUGGGUUACGGAUUAGGUUUUUAAACCAACAAGAGGGAAUUAGUGUCCCCACCCCACCCCUGUAAUGUCUCUGUCUGGAAUUUUAAAUAGAAAAAAAAAACUCUAGAAACCUUUUUUUCCCCCAAAGGAAAACAAUUCUAGGACCCAAAAGAAAGUGCUAGAAAUGAGUGAUGCAUUUUCCAAGUGGGGAAGGGUGGGCACACACACCAUCUGCUUCCUCCCUGGCUGCCAUAUUACAUUCCUCCUUUUAACAAGUUUACUUUUCUCCCCAGCCAGGGCAAUACAAGUAAAAUUCCAUUAUAACAAACUCCAAGGACAGCUAAACUACUUUAUUGUGGUAGGAUUUUGUUAACCUGAGUACAUGUCUGGAAUUUAUAUUUCCAGUCUAUAGGAAACAGAGACAAAUAGCUACUAGGGUAAAAUAAGAGGAAGAAAUGGGAGAGCUUGCAUUUCUGAGGGUGUGGGAAGAAGGAAGGGAGAGACGCUCUGGCGGGUAAUGAUUCUCAAAUACUCUUGCCUCCCUCCCAGGCAAAUCAAGGCCAAGAAGACACACUGCUAACCAUGUUUCUACCUUGCCAGGAUGCAGAAGGGCUAAGCUCUGGAAAUGUCCCUUGUGGUGUUUGAUGUCCAUCUGCUUAAACUCUUCUGGCUUUGUCCCCAACUUAGAAUAGCUUUUAUUUUCUAGAGAAAAGUAAGAAAAAGGAAAACCAGAUACCAAUAGGACCUGCAUCCUAGUCUUAGGUACAGCCCCUGUAUUCAAACACAAGUUCAAUAUCUUAAAGUCUACAGUUCAGUCUCCUAAAAGACAGGCUUAUCUCCAUUCUCAUGAAGAGAUCUCAUAUAUGUCAGCCGAAAGUGCAACCUCUGGACACUGUGAAUGUCACAUAGUUAUUCAACGCUGUCUUUCACUCUCUGUAGGGGUGAUUGUAUCAGUUCAAAGCAGGGGCGUAUUAUGGGAAGCAAGGAGACAGAACCAUUUUACUGUUUCGCCCAGUUAUCUAGCUGUGGAAGCUCAGGCAGGCAGAAGACCUGCGUAGGCAGAGAGAACAGACUUAGACAAUGCCAGAGAAAGAUGGGGAAGCGAAGUAUUCCUUAAGUAAUAACCAAAGAAGUCAGUCUCUAUAAAACCAUUUCAUAUCUGACACUGAAAUGGUUGUGGAAAUAGUUUGUAAGCCCACAGCUUCGUGCUCAAAGCUAACAGUUUCCUCUGAGAUUGACAACAAGGAUGCCCACGUUUGCCCCUAGUAUUUAACACAGUUCUAGUAACUGUAGCCAGAGUGCUUAGGCAGGAAAAAGAAAUAAAAGAUAUCCAGAUUAGGAAUGGAAGCUGGCAAGAUGGCUCAACAGGCAGAGCAGUUUAAACAAGAAUGUCCCCCACAGGCUCAGAUAUUUGGACACUUUGUUCAGAUAUUUGGACACUUUGUCCCUAGUUGCUGGCACUGCAGGGGGAGGCUUAGAGGAGGCACAGCCUUGCUGGAGAAAGUGCAUCACUUGAGUGGGCUCUGAGAAUUAGUAACCUCGCCCCACUUCCUGCUUGCUCUCUCCACUUCCUGCUUACAUGUAAAGACACGACCUCCGUUGCUGCUCCUGCCCCCAUGCCCACGUCUUGCUGCUCUACUUCCACCACACUGUGAUGGUCUCCUACCCCUCAAACUCUUCUGCAAGUUGCCUUGGUCAUGGUAUUUCAUCACAACAACUGAACAGCAGCUAGUACAGCGGCUUGAAGUGUUUGGGCAAGCCCAGACACCCGAAUUCCAUCCCAGGAACUGACACAGAAAAGCCAGAUGUGGUGGCACGCACCUGGAGUCCCCACACUCCUACAGCAUGAUGGGAGGCAGAGAAGGCAGGCUCACCAGGAAGUCCAUGGGCCAGCUUGGAGCCCAUGACAGGGUAAGAGAGGCCCCGCCUUAGUAAGGUGAAUGGAGAGAACUGAGUACUAAUUAUCUCUGUUCACGGGUCGUAUUUUGUAUGUGGAAAACCCUAUACAGGGGAUGUAGCUUAGCCAGUACGGUGCUUGCUGAGCAUGCGCUAGGUUCUGGGUUCAAUCCCCAGCACCACAUAAAACAUGUAUGGUAACACACAUGCAUAAUCCCAGCACUCAGGAGAGGCAGAAGGAGAAAAAUCAGGAAUCCAAGGUCAUCACUGAUUACAUAGGAAGUCUGAGAACAGACUGAAGCACACAAGACCCUGUCUCAAAAAAGAAAAAAAGAAUCCUACAUAUUCCACACAUACAAAAGAAAAUAACUGCUAGAGUAAACCAAUUCAGUAAAGUAGCAGGAUAAAAGGCAAUAUACAAACUCAAUUCAUUUCUAUAUACUAAUAAUGAACAGUGAGAAAAUCACAAAAAUAGUAUCAUUUACUAUAGCAUCAAAAAGAAUCAAAUAUAUCAGGCAUGACAGUACAUGGCUGUAACCCAACACUCAGAGGGCUGAUGUAGGAGGGUCCAAGGCCAGCCUAGAAAACAAGACAAAAAAUUGCAGUUAACCAAGUGGGCUGUGCUAGUUUUUUACCUUCAUGCAGACUGCAGUCAUUUUGAAGAGGGACAGAUUCGUCUCUGGAAAAGUUUGUGAUAUUUUUUUUGAUUGAUGACUGAUGUGGGAGGACCCAUCUGACUAUGGACAAUGCCACCCCUGGGCAGGCGUGGGUUCUGCAAGAAAGCAGGCUGAACAAGCCAUGGGGAGCAAGCCAGUAAGCAGCAUCCUUCCAUGACCUCUGCAUCAGCUCCUGCCCCCAGGUUCCUGGCCCAACUUCUCUAGAUGAUGGACUAUAAGCUGUAAGAUGAUGCUUUUGGACAUAGUGUUCUAUCAUGCUAGAAAUUCUAUUAACAGGGGGAAGACUGAUAUAAUGACAACUACAAAACAUUGCUAAAGCAGACAUAAAUAGAAACACAGUCCAUGUUCAUGAACUAGAGAACUUGGUAUCAAUCUACUGAUACUACACAAAUGGAUUUAUAAGAUGGUACAACGUCUAUCAAAAUUCCAAUGAUUUUGCAGAAAUGGAGAAAUCCAUGCUAAAACUCACAUAAUUUCAGGAGAACUCAAAACAAUCAUAAAAAGGAUAAA